AUGUUUCGGUUCUACAUGGGCAAAGGAACACAUAAGGGGCUCUACAAGAGUAUCCAGAAGACUCUUAAAUUUUUCCAAACAUUUGCUUUACUUGAGGUAAAUGUGCUGCUCCUUAGUAUAGUGCGCACAUCGGUGCUAGUAACGGGGGUCCAAGUCAGCUCAAGAAUCUUUAUGGUUUGGUUUAUUACCAACAGCAUUAAACAGAUCCAGAAUGAGGAGAGCGUUCUUCUCUUCCUGAUUGUAUGGACUGUGACGGAGGUCACUCGAUAUUCCUACUACACUUUUAAUCUUCUCAAGCACGUGCCAUACUUUAUUAAAUGGGCCAGGUAUAAUUUAUUUAUUGUCUUGUAUCCUGUUGGUGUAGCUGGUGAACUCUUAACAAUUUAUGCUGCUUUACCGUAUGUGCGGAAGACUGCAAUGUACUCUCUGCGACUUCCAAACAAGUACAACGUUUCCUUCGAUUACUACUACUUCCUGAUCGCCGUCAUGUGUUCUUAUAUACCAUUAUUUCCCCAGCUGUAUUUCCACAUGCUCCGCCAAAGAAGAAAAGUCCUGCAUGGAGAAGUCUUUGUGGAAAAGGACGAAUAA
Staurois parvus is the source of this 588-nucleotide messenger RNA. The record is from the annotation of a GenBank genome assembly. Lineage: Eukaryota; Metazoa; Chordata; Amphibia; Anura; Ranidae.